Prunus armeniaca (apricot) is the source of this 651-nucleotide messenger RNA. The record is from the annotation of a GenBank genome assembly. NCBI's taxonomy places the organism in Eukaryota, Viridiplantae, Streptophyta, Magnoliopsida, Rosales, Rosaceae.
AUGGGGAGCCCACAGGCCGAUGCCAGGAGCACGCAGAUGCCUAGGCACGCCGAGACGGCGCGUGCUGCCUACCACGAUCGCGUCGACGGCGUCUCCGCGGGCAUAUCAACAGCCGGGCUUUGGCCGCCGCCGCAAUCCGCAUCGGUCAACGCCCCGAGCCGAUCGGCGGACCGGCUUGUGACCUCCUUUUCAUCUUUCCCUCGCGGUACUUGUUUGCUAUCGGUCUCUCGCCCGUAUUUAGCCUUGGACAGAAUUUACCGCCCGAUUGGGGCUGCAUUCCCAAACAACCCGACUCGCCGACAGCGCCUCGUGGUGCGACAGGGUCCGGGCACAACGGGGCUCUCACCCUCUCCGGCGCCACCUUCCAGUGGACUUGGGCCCGGUCCGCUGAGGGACGCUUCUCCAGACUACAAUUCGGACGCCAUGGGCGCCCGAUUCUCAAGCUGGGCUAUUCCCGGUUCGCUCGCCGUUACUAGGGGAAUCCUUGUACUAAGAGUCUUCUCACUACCAACCAGCAGACAUCGUCUGGCUGGGUCUUGCCGGUAUCAACAACAAGAGAAAACAACCAAAUGGAAACAGCAACUAACUAUGGCUCUUGGCCCAGACAACGCCCUAGGCGUAGGGGAGAUCGGAGCAACAGGGAACGCCUAG